GAAAGGAUCCAGUUACUUUGUAUUUUGAAAUUUCUGAAGGUUUACGAGAAAAGCCAGUAAAUAAAACUCCUUUGCAGUACAUAAAAUUAUAUUCAGAGUGCUGGCACGAAAACCCUUCGAAACGACCUACAGCAAGAGAAAUCCUUAAAAAAUUACAAUCUUUGGAAUAUGAACCAGUUUUUCUUGAAUCUGAUAUUC
This is a messenger RNA of Racocetra fulgida, 198 nucleotides long. NCBI's taxonomy places the organism in Eukaryota, Fungi, Glomeromycota, Glomeromycetes, Diversisporales, Gigasporaceae. The record is from the annotation of a GenBank genome assembly.